CAAAGGCAUCACAUGUGAGCACAGCACACCGAGCACAUGGCAGAUCAUGAAUGUCAAGCGUGAAUUUUAAGCGUUUUGAUCAAUAAUAAUUUUGUCGUAUUUUCUUUAAUCCGUGAAAGAAUCCAGCUCUUCAAAGAUGCCGAAAUCGAAGAGGGAUAAGAAAAUUUCUCUGACUAAAACCAAUAAAAAAGGCUUAGUCUUGAAGCAGCGGAUUAUGGAAGAUGUUAAGAGAUGUGUAGAAGAAUACAAUCGCGUGUUCCUAAUCUCUGUUCAAAACACACGCAACACUAAACUGCUUGAUUUACGCGAGGAAUGGAAAGACAGUAAACUCUUCUUCGGAAAGCUCCGAAUAAUCGCACUGGGCCUGGGGAAAUCGAAGGAAACCGAGAUUGCAGAAGGCAUACAUAAAUUAGCUGACGCAAUAAAGAAUCACUCGAUGAGUGGCCAGUGUGGUCUGUUAUUCACCAAUAGACCGAAGAAACAGGUAAUAGAAUGGGCACAAGAAUAUGAAGAAAUGGAGUACGCCCGUUCUGGAUUCGCAACACCCGAGACGGUGGAAUUACCCGAGGGACCUCUGCCACAGUUCCAACAUAGCAUGGAGCCGCAGUUGAGGCAGUUGGGUAUGCCUACGUCGCUGAAAAAGGGAGUCAUCACUUUGAUCAAACCGUUCAAGGUUUGUCAGAAGGGCGACGCACUCACACCGGAGCAGGCACAAAUCUUGAAAUUAUUGGGUAAACCACUAGCGGUUUUUAAGCUGCUACUUCUGGGAGUGUACACGAAAAAACAUGGUUUUAAGAAACUGACGGUACCAGAUGACACAAAAGAGAAUGAUGAAGAAGAAAUGGAUGUGGAAAACAAUGAUGAUACAUGAGAAAUUUAUGUGUAGUUUAAAAAAAAUAUGUAUAUACUAACUUUAUACGAUACAUAAAUAUAUUUUCUUAUUUGUAA
Messenger RNA from Wasmannia auropunctata (little fire ant), 948 nucleotides. It is a transcript of the gene RpLP0-like, whose product is annotated as mRNA turnover protein 4 homolog. The transcript has 4 exons. Gene Ontology annotation, molecular function: RNA binding. Bases 137 to 871 code for a protein of 244 amino acids. Gene Ontology annotation, biological process: nuclear-transcribed mRNA catabolic process; ribosomal large subunit biogenesis; ribosomal large subunit assembly. Gene Ontology annotation, cellular component: nucleolus; preribosome, large subunit precursor. The record is from RefSeq and is a predicted model, not a curated record. NCBI's taxonomy places the organism in Eukaryota, Metazoa, Arthropoda, Insecta, Hymenoptera, Formicidae.